AUGACCCAACCUGUUUUCGAGUUCAGUGCCGCACAAGCCAAAGAAGCACCAGUUAUCAAGUCAACUGCUGCUAAUCCAAAUCUUCUUCUCUCUCUUGAUGAAAUCAGCAAGAAGAAGAAAUUGGAAGCUAAAAAGGAAAGGGCUUCAAAGAAAACAGGCAAAGUAGAUAAGAAGGACAAGAAGGAGAAAAAGGAGAAGAAAGAUAAGAAAGAUAAGAACCGCAAUAAUAAAUCUAACGAUACAAAAGACAAGAAAAAAGACCACAAACCACAGGGCAAAAAUGGAAUCGUUAAGAUUGAUGUACCACAAAGCGUUCUUAAGAGCAUUCUGAACGAAGCUGGAAUCAAAACUGAUGGAUAUGAAGUUACUCUCCGUGCUGUUCCUAAAUCACUCGACUAA
Molecule: messenger RNA, 399 nt
Organism: Trichomonas vaginalis G3
Lineage: Eukaryota; Parabasalia; Trichomonadida; Trichomonadidae
Exons: 1
Coding region: 1-399 (132 amino acids)
Source: RefSeq, a predicted model, not a curated record